AUGCCCAUCCUCCGCUCCAGCCAGCCCCGCCGCACCCGCCACACCACCACCAAGACCUCUCGCUCCAACGGCGGUCUCUUCUCCCGCCGCCGUCAGCCCGCCCGUACCACCCACACCACGACGACCACCACCACUACUCACCGUCAGCACGCUGGUGCCACGGCGCCCCGGGGUGGUUUCUUCUCCCGCCGCCGCGGCCCCGUCGUUCACCAUCAGCAGCGCAAGCCCUCGAUGGGCGACAAGAUCUCCGGCGCCAUGCUCCGCCUCAAGGGCAGCCUCACCCGCCGCCCCGGCCAGAAGGCCGCUGGCACGCGCCGCAUGAACGGCACCGACGGUCGUGGCUCGCACCGCACUCGCCGCUGGUAA
This is a messenger RNA of Verticillium dahliae VdLs.17, 366 nucleotides long. RefSeq lists its product as uncharacterized. Lineage: Eukaryota; Fungi; Ascomycota; Sordariomycetes; Glomerellales; Plectosphaerellaceae. The record is from RefSeq and is a predicted model, not a curated record. The coding region runs from base 1 to 366 and encodes 121 amino acids. The transcript has a single exon.